Molecule: messenger RNA, 689 nt
Organism: Cajanus cajan (pigeon pea)
Lineage: Eukaryota; Viridiplantae; Streptophyta; Magnoliopsida; Fabales; Fabaceae
Product: thioredoxin-like protein HCF164, chloroplastic
Biological process (GO): cytochrome b6f complex assembly
Cellular component (GO): chloroplast thylakoid membrane
Molecular function (GO): oxidoreductase activity, acting on a sulfur group of donors, disulfide as acceptor
Source: RefSeq, a predicted model, not a curated record
UACGUAACCAUAGGAUCUUUCCUUUACUGGUUCUUGCUUUCUCUCUCGAUGGCUCACUUGUCUUUAAACCUACAAUCUCUCAACCUAUUCCGAUCAUGCUUACAAAUCCCACAACCUCCUCAAAUUGUUGCAAAUCCAUUGCAGCGUCACAACACUCGUAAAGUCAACACCUUAGCUUGCCAAACUAAUCCAAAUCUUGGCCAAUCCUCCACAAAGGAUCAGGAAAAAUCUAUUGCUGAGCAUGCUAAUAGCAAAGAAAGGAUUUCCCCUAAAGUAGGUCCUCCCAAAUUCCCAAACAAAGAUAUCAAGAAGAAAAUCGCCAUUGUUUCGUUUUUAGGAGCUAUUGGACUUUUAUUAUCUACAAGGCUUCACUUCUUUGAUGGAAACAAUGUGACUUUAAAGGAUCACUGUGCCCAUGCGUUACCAUCUCAAGAGGCCCGGCCCAAUAGGAAGCCCACUGUGGUGGAGUUUGAUGGAGAUUGGUGCGAAGUGUGUGGGGAAUUAGAUCCUGAUGUGUAGCAGUAUUGCUGUUGAUGCCUUUUGAAAACUUUGUUAAAUUAUUGAACUUGUUGUGACUUUUUCACGUGCAAUAAUUUACUCUUUUCAUUCCACUGACAUCUGAGAACAGGGAAUGGGUGAACUUUGAUAUGUUAAAUGUGGAUACCAUGUGUGAACAAGAGCACUUUUUA